Plectropomus leopardus (leopard coralgrouper) is the source of this 1445-nucleotide messenger RNA. The record is from RefSeq and is a predicted model, not a curated record. Lineage: Eukaryota; Metazoa; Chordata; Actinopteri; Perciformes; Serranidae.
GGCAUCAACUGCUCUUCUCCGAGUCCAGUUUGACAACAAAACAGGAGAAAUAGGGACCGGUUUAAACCACCCGAAAAUAAAGACAAACCGGUGAAUAAACACACCUGGACGAGGUAAACACCAUCUCUUCGCAACAGCCACAGUACAAAAUGGGGCGGAUCUUUUUGGAUCACAUCGGUGGGACUCGCCUCUUCUCUUGUGCCAACUGUGACACCAUCCUGACCAACCGAGCCGAACUCAUCUCCACGCGCUUCACUGGAGCCACAGGUCGAGCUUUCCUGUUCAACAAGGUCGUGAAUCUGCAGCACAGCGAAGUGCAAGACAGAGUCAUGCUGACAGGAAGACACAUGGUGCGGGACGUCAGCUGCAAGAAUUGCAACAGCAAGCUGGGCUGGAUGUACGAGUUCGCCACUGAGGAAAGCCAGCGCUACAAGGAGGGCCGUGUCAUCCUGGAGAGGGCGCUGGUGAGGGAGAGCGAAGGCUUCGAGCAUGUUUCCUCUGACAACUCCUGAGUUCACUUGUGUUGCAGUUACAGUGCUCAAUCCAUGCAUACUACCGCUUUUCCUCCUGCAGCAGUACAUGGACUUGCAUGGACAGUGUGCCAUUCGUGAGUAGAGCUACACCAAAUAAUAUCACAGACUGCGGUCUUUGUGGGAGGCUUUAACAAGAAGAUUUUCCCAUAACCUGCAACAUCUAAGAAUUUCUUCUACAGUGGGUAAAAUCAUUGCUUCUCCACCCAUUUAAAAUCACCUGCAGUUUCAGUGUGUUCUCAACAGGCUGUGAUGUUCGGAAACGUGUUGGUGUGGUGGGAUUUUGGCUGCUGUCAGAGGGAGAGGAUUCGCUCCUGCUGCCCUGCAAGAAGCUCAGUCAGACAGACAGACAGACAGACAGACAGACAGACAGAUUGUUAUGUAGAGGUUUGAAAAGCUAUUAAAGAUAUUGGUGAAUUCUGAUUCUUAACACAAGUCACUAAGCAAUAUGUUGCAACACAUUGCUUUCCGGACAAGUGUUCAAUGUGACACCAAGCCAGAAAUUAUUAAAUAUGUAUUUGAAAUAAAUAAGUAGUGAGCUACUUCUCUUUAAUAUUAGCUGCAUCAGAGUAUUCCCCUAAAACAUCCAUCAUCAUCUUGAUCAUAUUGUUGUUAUUGAAGUAUCUGUUUUGACCCGAAGAGUUCAGAUAUCCCCAUUUUAUUUUAUGUCACGAUAAAUGAUGAGCCUAAAGUUGGACCUGUUUUAGCGAUGAGAAAUUGCAUUCUAAUAAACUCUUGCUGUAAACCUGAUUUAGCUCAUUUAAAUUCCAUGUGCUGUUCAUUUUAAGAGUUUCAAAGUAAUUAAUGGCCAAUUAUUCAAAUGUUUAAACUGAUUGGUGGCAAUUCACAAAUUACUUGAAGGAAAUUGAGGAGAUGCUGUUUUUGUGUGUCAUAAUUAAAUAACUCAAACAUGAA